This is a messenger RNA of Phanerochaete carnosa HHB-10118-sp, 606 nucleotides long. RefSeq lists its product as uncharacterized. The transcript is spliced from 4 exons. The record is from RefSeq and is a predicted model, not a curated record. Bases 65 to 349 code for a protein of 94 amino acids. Gene Ontology annotation, molecular function: acylphosphatase activity. Lineage: Eukaryota; Fungi; Basidiomycota; Agaricomycetes; Polyporales; Phanerochaetaceae.
GCUUAGCGCUUAGGCGCGCUGCACCACACUGCAGAGAUCCUAUAUCUCAAAUAGAGACCAGAUAAUGGCUCUGAAAUCUAUUGAAUUCUCCGUCAGUGGUCUAGUUCAGGGUGUAGGAUAUAGAUACUUCGUGAAGGGAGUCGCUCGCGCGGAGGGACUUGUUGGAUGGGUGAAGAACGACCCGGCUGGACACGUAAUAGGCAUGGCCCAAGGAGAUGGGACUGCCGUGGAGACGCUAAAGAGAGAGUUGUCCAUUGGCCCUCAGCAUGCGAAAGUAACGAAAGUUGAGGUUAAGUCGGAGACCUCUAUCGAUCGACUUCAAUUCUCAUCUUUCAACAUCACAUAUUGAUUGUGAGUCGCGUAGCAAACGAUCUUUCAUCACAGCGUGGAACAUGGCGCCUUCGGUCGAUCCUGGCUGGAGUUUAUGCUGAUUAGUCGAUGUCAUCUCGGCGAUGCACUCGAUCACCACGCAACCAGCUAUAGGCUUGCGGAUGAAACCCUUCUCGUGCGCAUUAGACGUUCCAUCGACAUGUACCAUCAACCUCCUAACAUGAUGGUAUACCGCACACCAAUGAAACAAAUACGCUACGUCAAUUGUGAUUCAUC